Molecule: messenger RNA, 2142 nt
Organism: Rotaria socialis
Lineage: Eukaryota; Metazoa; Rotifera; Eurotatoria; Philodinida; Philodinidae
Source: the annotation of a GenBank genome assembly
AUGAAUUCGACGCAUCAAAAAAAUGAUAUUCGUUUGAAUGAUAUAUCAACAACGAAAACUUAUGAUGAACACGAUCAUAAUGAUAAUAGUCGUACAAAAUCUUCGUUAUCUCAAGAUUCCGGUGAUCCUGAACAAGAGUUAACACGAAUUUUAACAACAGAAAAUCCACAUGGAUCGAAAAAUUUAGUUAUGUUUAGUAAUCGUGAUAAACAAUUUGUACCAUUAGGAAAUUUGGAACAACUUAUAAUACAUUACUCGUAUGAAGGAAAUCUUAUACCAAUCGAUUCUGAAGAAGCGAAAAUUUAUUUGCAAAACGAAAAAAAUCAUAAAAAUCGAAUUCUUCCAACAGCAUUACUUGAUACUUACAAAACAAAAGAAAAAACGCCAAUAGAAAUUAAAACAUCUAAUGAAAACGUCGAACCUGUGCACCAAAUAGGCGAGGAAGAUGAACAACAAACUGUCACAAGUGAAAUAACCGAGCAAAGUGAAUUCAAUGAAUUGAUUGAUGAUUCAAAAACAAUUUUAAAAGUCGAUAACUUAUUAUCCAUUGAAAAACCUAAGAAACUACUUAAUCGCUUUAAUUUUUGUGAACAAGGCAUACAAACAUAUACAUCAACGAAAAAAGAAGUCAUAACUCAAACUGAUCCAAUAAUACGUCAAAAAUUUGUUGGCCUAGCAAAUCAACGAAUUAUUUAUCAAGAAUAUAUGAUUGAUUAUGAAAAACAACAGAAAAAUAAAGAUAAAGGAAAACAAAAAGUCAGUUAUGGAUCAAAUAAAUCAGUCGUAGAAAAACAACUUGUCAAAACAGAUCGUCUGAAACCAGAAACGAUUGUUAAACGUCAUCAAGUUCAGAUUUUAAAAGGCAUCGAACGCGUAUUAAAUCAAAAUCGAUACCAAGAAUUGAUUUACAAUUUCAAAUAUUUUGAAGAUAAAACAGAUGAAAUUCGUGAUCCAAUGGGUACAUUGUUUCCAUUAUGGAAAUUUCCACCAUCAUCUGCUAAUCGUUCUGUUACGGCGCUAACAUGGAAUCCAGCUUAUUCUGAUAUGCUAAUAAUUGGAUAUGGACUUUAUGAUCGAGCUGAACGAAUACAAGGUGCUAUUGCUGUAUUUACAUUGAAUAAUGAUCAUCCGAAUACUUUAAUUCAUACUGAAAGUACUGUACUAUCAAUUGAUUGUUUACCUUCAAAACCAUAUCUUAUAUGUGUUGGAUUAAUGGAUGGUGAUGUAAUCGUUUAUGAUAUAUCUAUUCCAGCUGGUAAAGCUAAUUUUACAAAUACCAAUUACACGUGUAAACAUUUUGGAUGUGUCUGGCAAGUUCGAUGGUGCACAUCAUCGGCUAAUCGUCAACCUUGUUUUUGUUCUAUUGGUUCUGAUGGAAAAAUAAUGCGAUGGACAUGUAUUAAAGGUGAAUUAAGACAAGUAGUUUUAUUUGAUUUACCAAGUUCAACGAAAACUACACGACUUGAUGAUAGCACUCUUUUAUCUCUGCCAGAUCCUGCAAUAGCAUUUGAUUUUCAUCGUAUUCGAACCGAUAUAUUUCUCGUUGGGACAGAAGAUGGAAAGAUCUACAAAGCAUCCAUUGAUGAUCCUGGAAUAAUUGAUAUGACAUUUGAUGCUCAUGAAUUUGCGGUUUAUUCUGUGCAAUGGAGUCCAUUUCAUCCAAAUGUUUUUGUUUCCUGUUCUGCUGAUGGUACAGUAAAAAUAUGGCAUGAAAAAAUGAAUGAAUAUUUAAUGAGAUUUGAUUUAUGCACAAGUUUACAAGAUAUUGCUUGGUCACCUUAUACAUCUACUAUGUUUACUGUAGCUGGAGCAACUGGCAAAGUUUAUAUGUUUGAUAUUUAUUCAAAUAAACUCGAGCCAAUAUGUGAACAACGCUUAGCAAAAGAGUCGAGAAAGAUGUGUACUAAAAUUGCUUUUAAUCCUAUUCAUCCAAUAUUAUUAGUUGGCGAUGAAACUGGCUGGACUAUUUGUCUCAAACUUUCACCCAAUCUUCGAAAAAAAGCAAAAAUUCGAAAAGGCAUCGAUAUUGAACACAAUUAUAAUCUUGAAUUUGAUAAACUUGCACAAGAACUAUCGCGAACAGUGACUGGAGAUUCAAUGAACGAUAUUCUUAAUGAUCAAAUGAAUGAUAUUGAGGAUUAA